Epinephelus fuscoguttatus (brown-marbled grouper) is the source of this 5618-nucleotide messenger RNA. RefSeq names its product macrophage mannose receptor 1-like. The transcript has 31 exons. Lineage: Eukaryota; Metazoa; Chordata; Actinopteri; Perciformes; Serranidae. Gene Ontology annotation, molecular function: signaling receptor activity. Bases 72 to 4265 code for a protein of 1397 amino acids. The record is from RefSeq and is a predicted model, not a curated record.
UACUGGAUGUGUCAGUACAAUCCUCUCUAAGAAAUGUCUUCAGCUGUAAGACGUCUCUGAAGAAUACCGACAUGAAGAUAACUUUUACAGCCUUUGUGCUCCUCAUCCAAACAUCACAAUGUCUGGCUUUAGACGAUUCACCAUUUCAACUGACCAACAAGGACACUGGUUUUUGUUUGAUUAAAACAAAUAACCAAUGCAGUGACAUACGCUGGACAACUGGUGAACGACUUCUGGUUCAACAAAGGAAGAAAUGCCUGGGAGUCCAAGGGAAAAGUGUGGGGAGUGAAGUAAGCCUCUAUGAUUGUGACGAAAACAGCGACCUCCAAAAGUGGGAAUGCAAGAACGGAACAGUGCUCGCCCUUAAAGACCAGAAGCUCUACAUUGAGCUCACUGCAGAUAACACAGCAGUUCUCUCCAAAACAGUAGGACCCAAUAACCACCUCACAAUUACAGGGACAUCCAAUGGUGCAUGUGCAAGAACAUAUAGAGAACUUUAUACUAUUCGUGGAAAUGCAGCUGGACUGCCGUGCAUGUUUCCCUUCUACUACAAAGACCAGUGGUUCUCAGACUGCACGACACUUGACACUCCAGGAAACCAUCUUUGGUGUGCUAUUGAAACCAAAUAUCACAAUGAAAUCUGGGGUUACUGUCCAGUUACCUCAAAAGAUGGCUGGACUAAACACCCAACAACAGGAGCGUAUUACCAGCUCAACACACAAGCAGCUCUGACUUGGCCCCAGGCUGACGCCAGCUGCAAACAGCAGGGUGCGUCCCUGCUCAGUAUCACCGAUCCUCACGAGCAGGCUUACAUCACAGCCCUCCUAGGUCAUGGGGGCAGUAAGCUUUGGACUGGGCUGAUCAUGGAUACAGAACAUAGCUGGAAAUGGUCUAAUGGGAAGCCUUACCGCUAUCUGAAAUGGGACUCGGGACAUCCACUUCCUACUACGGGACAAAACUGUGCUAUUGUUGAUGCUGAUGUACAGUACUCCUGGCAAAGUUCACUUUGCAGCAAGAAACUCGGGUAUAUCUGCUACAGUGAAGCCACCAAGGUAGUGCCUCCACAAGAUGUUGAGGCAGGAUUUUGUUCAAGCCCUUGGAUUCCCUACAGUGGCCACUGCUUCUACCUCAAUCGUACUCAGCAAUCUUGGUCUGAUGCUCAGAGAGAGUGUCUUAAUGAAGGAGGGGACCUAGUCAGCAUCCACAAUGUGGAGGACCAAAGCUUUGUGAUCUCUCAACUUGGAUACACAUCCACUGAUGAGGUUUGGAUUGGACUGAAUGACAGAAAGACAGAGGGACUGUUUGAGUGGAUUGACCACUCACCUGUCAGCUUCACUAGCUGGGAAUUUGGAAAACCUGCUGUCUCCACUGAUUUGAAGGACUGUGUUCUCAUCAGGGGAGAGAAUGGGAACUGGGCUGAUCAUGUUUGUGAGGAGAAACAUGGCUACAUUUGUAUGAAGACGAGUGCCUCAAAACCCACUGGAGAUGGAGUGGAGCAGGACGUCGGCUGCAAAACUGGCUGGAGAAGACAUGGCUCGUACUGUUACUUUGUAGCGACACAGACCAAAACUUUUGAUGAGGCCAAAGAUGACUGCAAAAGCUCAGAUUCUUACUUAGCUGAUGUUUCAAAUGGGGUUGAUAAUGCCUUCCUGGUCAGUUUGGUGGGGAUGAGACCAGAGAAAUACUUCUGGCUAGGCCUCUCAAACCAGAAAACCAUCAAUCAAUUUGUGUGGACCAACACAGACUCAGUGAGGUUUACUCACUGGAAUGCUGAAAUGCCAGGUCAGCAACAGGGCUGUGUUGCCAUGAUAUCUGGAGUUUUUGCUGGUCUCUGGGAUGUGCUGCCCUGCACCAAUAAGGAGAAAUACAUCUGCAAACACCUGGCAGAGGGGGCAGUUUUAACCCCUGCACCACCUGCUUUUGUCCCAACCCAGUGUGCAGACAGCUGGACUCAUAUUGAAUCAACAAACAAUUGCUAUAAGAUAUUUAUGGGGUCAGAACGGAGGACCUGGUAUGAGGCCAGAGAUUACUGCAAGGCCAUCGGAGGAGACCUGCUCAGCAUCCACAGUCUUUAUCAGCAGAGAGCACUACGAAAGAACUAUGGCACAAUCUGGAUUGGACUUAGUGCCCCUGACCCAGUCAUCGGUUAUGUAUGGAGUGAUGGAUCCCCGUUGCAGUUCACACACUGGGAUGAUGGAGAGCCAGACAAUAAAAACAAUUUGGAAUCUUGCGUCGCAUUCAGAAUUGAUAAGCGGACUACGCAUGGGUCUUGGAUGGAUUUACACUGUGAGACCUACAAAGAUUGGGCGUGCCAGAUAGGUAUAGGAGUAAUUCCAAAACAACCUCCAGGCCGUGUCACUCCUGAUUACAAUAGGACCUCUGAUGGGUGGCUAGAAUGGAGGGGGUUCCAGUAUUAUUUUGAAAGUAGGUCCAAGGCCAUGGAAGAAGCUCGUCGCUUCUGCCAAAACAGGCAUAGUGAAUUGGUAACUAUCAACAGUGAAGCUGAAAGUGUAUUCUUAUGGAAACGGAUGUCCAGAAAUAACGGAGAUAGGCCUUACUGGAUAGGCCUGAACGUAGAUCUUGAUGGAACAUUUGGGUGGAUGGAUGGUUCUCCAAUGGUGUUUCAAAGGUGGGAUGAAAAUCAACCUCUUUUUCUACGCAACGAUGAGAAUUGUGCUGCCAUGACUACAUUCAUGGGUUUCUGGCAUGUUUAUAACUGUGGGUAUACAUACAGAGUCAUAUGUAAACGCAGUGGCACACCACCUGCCAAUGCCACUGUAGCACCAACAGUUCCUCCUCCAAAAGGUGGCUGUCCCCAAAACUGGAGAAAAUUGGACUCAAAGUGUUACAACAUCAUUAAUAGUCAGAGGGAGACUUGGUUUGAAGCAAGGACAAAAUGCAAAUCAAUGGGAGGAAAUCUGGCCUCAAUUCUCACAGGACAUGUGCAAGCAUUUUUGGCUGCAAAAUUGGUGGAGGCACCUACCACAGACCUGUGGAUUGGUUUGUAUAAAGAAGGUGACAGUGAAUUUCUCUGGACUGAUGGACAAAAAAUGCAAUACAAUCACUGGAGCAGGUUUCACCAGUAUCACAGAUAUAAGCAGAGCCUAUGUGCUGUGAUGACAACUAAUCUCAAAGCUGGUCCUGGAUUCUGGUUAAAAAAGCCCUGCAAUGACACCAAUGGAUAUAUCUGUGUUCAAAAUGUUGACCCAUCUCUCCCAGACUCCCCUGAACCAACAACAGCCAACUAUUCUUUAAAAGCCUUCAAUGACUCUUUCGAGGCUGUUGCCCAAGAAAUGAACUGGUAUGCAGCCAAAAAGCACUGUGAAGAUGAUGGUGCCAAACUGGCUAACGUGCGAAACCCAUGGUCACAGAUCUACAUUGAGCUGAUGGCUUUGAAUCUCAAAGCUAAUUUGUGGAUUGGACUUAACAAAAUGGAGACUGAUGGAUAUUUUAGAUUUAUUGAUGGCUGGCACAUCACUUUCACCAAGUGGGCUUCCUGGGAACCAAAACACGCCUGUGUAUUUGUGGAUCAGAAUGGAUGGUGGAAAACUGCUGACUGCAAUCAGAACAUGGGCAGCAUUUGCUUGAAGUCUACAGAUGUGCCACCAACAGAGUCAAGCAAUUUCCCAGGAAUCUGCCCCGAAGACCCAGAAAAACCCCGCAAUUCACGGCGGCAACCCAGCUGGCUACCAUUUAGGGCAUACUGUUAUCUCAUCCUCACACAACAGGAUAGUUGGUCAGAGGCAUCUACUAACUGUGUAAGACAUGGUGGAACUCUUGCAAGCAUUGAAGAUCCAAUUGAGCAAAGAUUCAUUCUACGCAAUAUUGAAGUUCUGAAAGACAACCAAGUCGCUUUCUGGAUUGGCUUAUAUAAAACUCACAGAGACACGUGGCAGUGGUUGGAUAACACUCCUAUGGACUACACUAACUGGGAUGGUAAAGUUAACAGAAACUAUGCCGUGAUUUCGCUUCUAGAUGGGAAAUGGUCAACACGAGAAGACUGGGAUGACAGGGGAUACAUUUGCAAAACACCCAAAGUUUUAACAGAAGCACCACAGACGACUGUAAAUCCAACGGUGGACCCUCAAACCCAUGGCCACAAUAUUUUGCCUGUUGUGCUGGUCAUUAUUGCAAUUGCCAUAGGGGCAGUAAUUGCCUUGUUUCUCUUCAAGAAGUCUGGACUCCGCUUACCUAUACCUGGUACCUUUGUCAACCCAAUCAUCUUCAACAAUGAGCAGUCCCAGUCAACACCAAUAAACAUGUAGCAAACGCAGAAAAAAAUAAUCAUGUGGCUGAUUUGACUGUGUAAUAUAAAUACAAGCAGAAUCUACUGGGGCAUAAAAUGUAAAAUUUAUCUUGGGCAGAUGGUUGAUGGCAUUCUGACAAGAAUUUCAUGUAAAGUAUUAAAAUGAGAGAUGUUUCAAUGUAGUUGGCAGUAACUGGAUUUAACCCACAAAACAAUAUAAGAUGUAGGAUGUCUUUUUCAAUAUAAAAUUCUUUGUAAUAGUUAGAAAUUAUGUUUAUUUGUAAAUUUUAUGACAACUAAGAAUUUACUGAUAUCUAUACUUAGUUAAACAAUGGUUUUAUCUGCAUUUUUGUGAAGUGUUGCCACUUUUAGUUGACCACUUCUCAGACAAAAAUAUUUAACAUUUAUAUCCUUUACAAUUAUCUGCUGGUUGUGGUUACUGAUUAUUUCUCCAAGGUUUUACAUGAAAAAUAAACACAUAACAUUGAUUAAUCUGUUGAAUUCAUCUCUAACUAAAUUUAAACAUAUUUAUCAAUUGGCAACAUAAUAAAUCACAUGACAUUAACAAUAAAUCGCCAGCCGUGACAACGUUGCAAUGGCUAGUAUUGUUUUCACCUUUUGAAAGUCUGUGUGUGUGGGUGUGUCAUCCUUGCAGAAUGUGGUGAUGGUGGCACCUAUUGUAGCUAGAACUAACAACAGAAGCCAGUGAGUAUUUUGUCAGGUGUCUCGAUGUCCAUGUGUGUGACUGUUGAUUGCCUAAUGUACUUACCUCAUAACUUAACAUUGCUCACAAAAGGGUGACCUUAAUCUGUUUUGGUUUUCUUUAUUAAUUUUGUAGUGUGUUUAGAGGUUGCUUUCUGUGUUUUACAGUUUAACUCUGCUGAAAGCUACUGGCUUUCAGCAAAGCAUUGAAUGUUAUAAAUCAUACUGCUAAAUUGCAAGUACCAUCUAAUUUGGUGAGCAUUAUCUUUCAUGCAGAACACGCACACAGAACAUGCAUUGUGCAUUAGAAUGGUGCCUUGUCUAACUGGAAAUGGCUACACUGAGGCCUGCUGCACAGUGGCUGUCUUGAACCAAUGCUGCAUUCUAGGGCUGACCCAAAAAAUUCAAAGCUUCAAAGCUUCGUUCGAUGGCACGGGAUUCGAUUGUGAAAAAAACCCUGAAUAUUCUGCCUUUUUUUCUCCCGUUUUCUGGGGGGACCUUACUAAUCACGCCGUCAGUUUACGGUUGUUUUUUUCCACUUUAGCCAUAUGUAAACUCAAAGAACGAGAAGCAAUGUCUGUUAGGCAUUUAAGAUUUCAUGUUCCAGUUCCAGUUUGUGUUUUUAAUUGAUUGAUUGUUUUUGGUUGGUUGACAAAUAAAGGCCAGCCCC